GCGGAGCGGAGCGGAGUCAUGGGGAAGCUGCAAGAAUUUGAUAUCACUUUUACCAACAACAAGGUGGUUUACGGACCCGGAGAGUCCAUCAGCGGGACUGUGAAGAUACGAACCGGCAACUCGCUGCAGUACAAAGCCAUCAAGGUGAACUGUCAGGGCUCAUGUGGGAUCAACAGCAAGAUGAACGACGCCUCCUGGACUCUGGAGGAGCAAUACUUCAACAGCACGCUGUCUGUAGCUGACAAAGGAACGCUGUCGGCAGGAGAACACAGCUUCCCGUUCCAGUUUCUCAUUCCAGUUGCUGCCCCGACUUCCUUUGAAGGACCCUUUGGAAAGAUUAUUUACCGCGUGAGGGCGGCCAUCGACACGCCCCGUUUCUCUAAGGACUACAAAGCCCAGAGGCCCUUCUACCUGCUCAACCUGCUCAACCUCAAUGAGGUGCCAAACAUUGAACAUCCCAGCUACGCCGUGACCACGAAGAAGUUCAGCUACCUGCUGGUGAAGACGGGGACGCUGAUGCUGAAAGCUCGCAGCGACCUGCGGGGCUACAUCCCCGGACAGGUCAUCAAGCUCGCCACCGAGAUCCACAACAAGUCUGGGAAGGACACGGGAUGUGUGCUGGCCAGUCUAAUACAGAAAGUGACCUAUAGGACCAAGCGGCCUGUGUUGGACCUGCGGACCAUCGCGGAGGUGGAGGGAGCCGGAGUCAAAGCAGGAAAACACGCCGAGUGGAGAGAACAGAUCAUCGUCCCUCCUCUUCCUCAGUCGGCUCUGGCCGGCUGCAGCCUCAUAGACAUCGACUACUUCAUCCAGGUGUCACUAAAGUCUCCGGACGCCGUCGUCACUCUUCCAAUCUUCAUCGGGAACAUCGCGGUGAACUUGUCCCCGUCGCGGCCGACCAUGCCGUCCAGCCCGCUGCACUGCGCCGCCACCGCCGCGGUCCCCAGAGCGGCGGCGGGCGUGACGCCCAGCGCCCCGCCGGCGGAGGAGGACCCGGAGGAGGCGCUGUGUGCCGGCGGCGUGGUGAGCGAGGAGAUCCCCACCAAGAGUCACUCCCAGCAGGACCCGUCGGGGCAGCCCGUCACCAUGUCGCCCAGCGCCUUCAGCCACGCCCCCGGGGCCGCGCUGCCGCCCGGCCGCCGGCGGCCCGACGCCUCGGCGCCGCUCUUCUGUGUGUCCACCGGGGCCACCAUACCGUUCUUCACCGAGGGGGACGUGACCCCCAUCCCCACUUCCUGUUCCCUCAUCCUCCCUCCAGAGUACAGCAGCUGGGACUACCCGCACGAGCCUCCACCAACUUACGAGGAAAGCUGCAGUAGCGCCAACUCCAGUUUCAACAGCAGACAGUAGAGAAGAAGCCCCGCCCCCACCUGUCUGCAUCCACCUCUCGACCAAUCAGGACAGAGACACGCCAGGUUAAAAAGGGAUCAUAUCUUAUAUUGAAUAUAAGUUUAAUUUUCACCUCGUGUCCCAUCGGGCAGCGUCAGACAGAACGGGGAGCAUCACUGUGCCUAGAAGAAGUAUUUUGGAUGAGCAUUUCGAAUAUCCAGUGAUUGGACAUGUUUCUUUCAUGGGGCAGAGUCAAAUAUGUUUUUGUUUUUUUUAAUUAAUCUUUGCAUCUGUGAUGCCUUGAGAAUGAUUUCAGCCUACUGAAGGCUCAUGUUUGACCAGAUCAAACACCGGCCUUUUUUAUUUUUAGUCUUGUUUCUAUUGUGCACUUGUUUUUGUGGUCUACGCUGUCCCUUUGUGUCUCAGUUGUCCUCAUCAGCAGCAGGACAGAGCUGGCGUCAGGCUGCACAACUUAUUGCACUGCAAAAAAGCCAACUUGUAUUUUUUUGGCCUAAAACAGUGAUUUAAGUUGGUAAAACUUGGAAAUAUAAAUUAUUGACAUUUAGGGCAAUAAUGUAAGUUAGCACAACAAAGGAAGCCAGUUGUCUGCUCAAAAACAAGUUGGUGAGUUGUUGUUACUUAUAUCUUUAAGUUGGGGUUCACAACAAGGGACAAUAGUUCUGAUAACUCUUAUUUCUUUGGUCAUUAGCGAAAGCUAGCGGCUAACUGACGCUAGCGGCUAUCUGAUGCUAGCGGCGCUGCUUGUUACAGCUACAAGAGUAGCCAUUAGCGUAUCAAUGCUAACUCGAAAUUGUGGUCACAACAUUAGCUGACAUUUCAUAGCGGCGUUACAAUCGUGCCAGAGAAAUUCAGAGUUGAGCCAUGAAAUUUUGAGUUCAACCAACUUUUCUUUUUUUUGCAGUGUGCCAGAGGUUGUGCUUUGUCUCGUUUGAUUUGUUAAAACCCCGUGUGAUUAUAGCACCAAUAGAGGUUUCCAGUCAGAAACCCAAACGUGUUGUUGAGACAUUAUUUGUCUUUAAAGCACCUCUCAGUUGUGUAACUUGGAACAAAGGUAGCAGGAAAAACAAUAAUCAACUUCAAAAUACUGUAAUUAUACAAAUUAGUCUAGUCACACUGAAAUCAGCUUUUUUUUUUAAAUUGACAGGCCAAUUAGAAUAUUUAAAGUCUUAAAGUAUGUAAAAAUACUCUGUUACAUUAACUGAAUAAUUCACAUUGUUACAAAACACAUGAUACUUUGAACUGAGAAAUCAAAUUCACAGAUGUUAAAUUGUUUCCAUGAUAUUCAGUAGAUUGUUAGAGCUGAUCUCCCCUUUCAAGGGGAGGGGGACUUUAAGUUUUUAUAUUCCAACACAUUUGGUUUUUUAGACAAGAUAAUUUAUAUUGAGAAACUGUAGAAGAGCAUGAUCUCUUGAACCUGGUCUCACAGGAAUCCGUGGAAUAGCCACGUAAUCACUCAAAUUUCCGUGAAACUGACACGGAUUUCGCUACAAUGCAAGUUAAUGACAGUCAUAUCCCGUGGCUAUUCCAACAUACAAAGUGAUUAUUUACAUUCACUGAGUGAAGAUUUAGAAAAUAAAACAUAUAUUUCUCCCUAGAAAUGUGAUCAAAAUCCAUUUUUAUGCAGAAGCUAAGUCAAAAUAUUGAUUUUUUUCACUAAAAAUGAGAGAACUGUCCGCCAUGUUUUUUUGUUCUGACCGCCGGGACCUUGAAAGUCACGUGACUUGGAACAAACCAAUAGGAACAAAUAUCCAUGGAAUAGCCACGGGAUAUGACUGUCAUUAACUUGCAUUGUAGCGAAAUCCGUGUCAGUUUCACG
Centropristis striata (black sea bass) is the source of this 3166-nucleotide messenger RNA. It is a transcript of the gene arrdc1b, whose product is annotated as arrestin domain containing 1b. NCBI's taxonomy places the organism in Eukaryota, Metazoa, Chordata, Actinopteri, Perciformes, Serranidae. The transcript is spliced from 8 exons. Gene Ontology annotation, cellular component: cytoplasm. Gene Ontology annotation, biological process: protein transport. Gene Ontology annotation, molecular function: ubiquitin protein ligase binding; ubiquitin-like ligase-substrate adaptor activity. The record is from RefSeq and is a predicted model, not a curated record. Bases 19 to 1350 code for a protein of 443 amino acids.